This is a messenger RNA of Zea mays, 3415 nucleotides long. RefSeq lists its product as uncharacterized. Gene Ontology annotation, biological process: amino acid transmembrane transport. Bases 1750 to 3105 code for a protein of 451 amino acids. Gene Ontology annotation, molecular function: L-amino acid transmembrane transporter activity. Lineage: Eukaryota; Viridiplantae; Streptophyta; Magnoliopsida; Poales; Poaceae. Gene Ontology annotation, cellular component: membrane. The record is from RefSeq and is a predicted model, not a curated record. The transcript has 7 exons.
GCAAAGGUUACUAGUAAUGAAGAGGCAGGGCUGAUUGGAGCAUUCAAAGAUGGUGCUAAAAGGCUUGCAAUGACUAUUGAGAAAGCUGGUUCAGAUGACCUACCACCUGACUUGCUUCAAACAUUGCAAAGUAUUCCAGGUUUUGAUGACACACACAAGGCCUUUUACUUUGCAUAUCUAGUGAAAAAUCCUGGAUUGGUAAGACAGUUCCCUACUCUCCCAUUGACAUAUCAGAUAAGUUUGCUUGCUCGGUUCGUUAGUGAGACCUUUCCUUAGAUUAUGAGGACCGGUGAUUAGGACUAUGCUGGAGGUUAAGUGGAAAUUAGAACUAUGUUGUUCUUUUGUUAUGUAAACCAUGGCCAAUACUUUGUUUUCAAGUAUUGGGACUGAAAUACUGGCUUUGCUAUGUCGAAAUACUGGGUUUGUUAUGACCAACACGGAUGCUCGGUUUGUUUGUUUUGAAAUACUGGUUUUGAGAUUCAUUGUAAUAGUGUAUGCUCAGUUUGUUUGUUUUGAAGUACUGUUUGAAAUAUUGUUUUGAAAUGCUGUUUUUAUAAUGGUGUAUGCUCGAUUUUUUGUAUUACUAUAUUGUAAUAUUGUGUUUAACAUGAAAUAUUGCGCCCUCUUCUUGUAUUAUUCAUAAACUGAAAAGGCGAGAACUGACCACUGUUUAUAGAACAAAUAACAUUUGUGAAGCUGAAACUGGGUUGGUUCCAUCAACCAGUGACAACCAGCAUCCAAACAAAAACUGGGUUGGUUCCAUCCAAGUUCAUCCCUUCUACCAAACAAAAAAAGUGGUGACUAUUAGGGAUGACCCUACCCCAAAUCAGGGAUGACCCUACCUCAUCCCACUUUGACCUUAAACCAAACACACCCUAAAAGGAGCUAAAUGUAGGUCAAGGAACCCUAUUUUACACUCAUACCUUCAAAUCCCAUUCUCUCAGUACGAGGAACAUGUGUGUUUUUUAUUUUAAUAUAAUAAACUUUAUUAGAGUAGUCCAAACAAUCUAAACUUUAAUAUUUUAAUUCACAUGGUUACUCGUGAGAUUGAAACGGGGCCACAGUCUCCACCGAACUCUGCAGCAGAUCCAUCGCUCUCAGCCAGACCACAUAUCGCCCUCGUCGUUAUCUAGGUCACCGGUCGUGUGCCGCCGCCGCCGCCGCCGCCCGACGCUCUCCGUGGAUAAGGUCAGUCCGGCCACGCAUUUUAUUUCCGUCCAAGAAAGGCAGCGCCGCAAGCAACCGGACAGGAGCAGUCGAAUCCGGCAAGUUAAAGGAAACUUAAAAAGAAAAGGGAAGUAAAGACCGGGCGCGUCACUGGCAUCAAUCGGCAUCAAUCCUCCCCUGCGGAAGGGAAGGAAGCCAGAAUUGGGACGCAACCUGAGCUGGAAAGUUGGGCCUUUUCCUUCGAAAGGGACGGGGCCGCGGCGAACCGGGGCGGCAAGAUCGCCCUUGGACAGUUCUUGGUAGGCGGAGAGAGAUAUUAUAUCAUAUUCUGAUAUCACUCACCUACCCGGUCUGCCGUUCGCCUAUAAGAAGACCGGAGGCGAGGAGGGAGCUCCCUCCCUCUGCAAGUACAAGUUGUCCUGUAUUUGGUUUAGUUUGCGCUGCUGUAUUUGUUCAGGGUUUUGGUCGCGUGUUGAGGAAAGAUUCGGGGUUCUUGAAAGGGAAAUUUGGUGAACUUGUUUGGAUUUAAGGGGCAUAAUAAGAUAAGUAGAUGGUGGUUGAGUAUAUUAUUGAGUGAAACAAAUGGGGUCAUCAAGGAAUGUGCCGCACAAAGUGAUGCAAGAUGAGAUCACACCUCUUCUCCCGAUCAAAGCUGAGGAGGAUGCAGUUCAUGAGUUCGACGGAGCUUCUUUCUCUGGCGCGGUCUUCAAUCUGUCAACAACCAUUGUAGGAGCUGGAAUCAUGGCUCUGCCUGCGAGUAUCAAGAUGCUAGGCCUUAUACCUGGUAUUCUAAUGAUCAUCCUUGUGGCACUGCUCACCGAGACAUCCAUUGACAUGCUGGUCAGGUGCAGCCACCAGGGCAAGAUUACAUCCUACGGCUGGUUGAUGGGUGACACAUUUGGUCAGUGGGGGAGAAUUGCGCUACAAGCAUCGGUGGUGAUAAACAAUGUCGGCGUGUUGAUUGUAUACAUGAUUAUUAUUGGUGAUGUCCUAUCAGGAACAUCGUCAACAGGUGUUCAUCACAGUGGCGUAUUGGAGGGGUGGUUUGGACCUCAUAUGUGGAAUUCUCGUCCCAUUGUACUCCUCGCUACAACUCUUCUUGUGUUUGCUCCAUUGGUGAGCUUUAAACGUUUGGAUUCAUUGAGAUACACAUCUGCACUAUCAGUUGCUCUUGCUGUGGUUUUUGUUGUCAUCACUGCCGGGGUUGCUAUUGUCAGACUCAUCCAAGGAACUGUGGAGAUCCCCAAACUGUUUCCUGAGAUAGAUGGAGUUAGUUCUGUCUGGAAACUGUUCACAGCUGUGCCUGUUCUUGUCACUGCCUACAUCUGCCACUACAAUGUUCACAGCAUCGAUAAUGAGCUGGAGGACAAAACUCAGAUUAAACCAAUUGUGCAAACUUCUCUGGGACUCUGCUCAAGUGUUUACAUUGCAACAAGCUUCUUCGCAUAUCUCCUCUUUGGCGAGGCUACCUUGGCUGAUGUGCUUGCCAAUUUCGACUCUGACCUUCGCAUUCCGUUGAGUUCUGCCUUCAAUGACAUAGUGAGAGUGAGCUAUGUCGUCCAUAUCAUGCUUGUCUUCCCUAUUGUAUUCUUUGCCCUUAGGCUCAACUUGGAUGGAUUACUCUUUCCCACCGCAAGGCACAUUUCCGGUGACAACAAGAGGUUCACCAUUAUCACCAUCUCACUUAUUGCUGUAAUUUAUCUUGCUGCCAUCUUCAUACCAAGCAUCUGGGAUGCUUUCCAAUUCACUGGCGCCACAGCUGCUGUGCUUAUCGGUUUCAUCUUUCCUGCCAUGAUUAUACUAAGGGACCCAUAUGGUGUUUCAACCAAGCGUGACAAGGUUUUGGCGGUAACAAUGAUUGUGCUUGCUGUGGUGUCCAAUUGUGUGGCCCUGUACAGUGAUGCGUUCAACAUCUUCUACAGGAAGCAGGAGGCCUAGAGCCCAUACCUCAGGGGAAGAGAACCUCUUUGUACAGGUCAAGGGUGAUUGUUGAGCUUCAAGUAAGCUACUACUGAGCAGCAGUACCACGAAUCUCAUGGUGGUCAAUAGUUUUUGUUUGGUCACUUCGAAGAAACUUUGGUUUGCUGCGAAUAUUUGUCUAGUUUCCUGAACAUAAACUGCCUCCACAUCUGGAUGGGACCACGUGUGCUAUGAUCACCCGUGGAACAAUUUUUUUCUUGUAAUGGAUGAUUGAAAUAGCUGUAUAUAAAUAUAUAAUAAUAUGCACCGAUGCAGUAGCAAACUGAAA